AUGGCAUGGAUAUCCGCGUAUUUCCUCCCUCUGCUUCUUUUCUGCAUUACGAGCUCGCUGAAUGCUCAAGCUCCUCCACAAACAUUCUUUCCACUGGCUGUGCCGCUGGCGGUGCGCUCGCCAUAUAUGAAUGUCUGGUUCAAUAGUGGCAACGACUCUCAGUAUUUAACAAGCAAUGUCCCGGUGGUUCCUUGGUCCAAGGCGAGUUUUCCUGAUUGCGCGAACAUGGGGUGGACCAAUAUGGUGGUAAUUGAUGGCCAGCAUUACUCCAUUACUGGAUAUGCAGACAGAGUAUCCAACAUCACUGCUCCUGCAACCGUCACUGGGGUACAUAUCACACCUACCCGCUCGGUGUACUCUAUGCAGGCCGGCCCGAUGAACAUCAACUUCACAUUUCUGUCUCCAAUCGAGCCCGACGACUGGGUGAAACAAUCGCUUCCAUUCACGUAUGCGUACUUCGAAGCGUCUUCCACAGAUAACGCCCCACAUGCUGUGAGCGUCUUUUCGACCGUGACUGUAGAAUGGGUGACCGGAGACAGAACGAAUGCCGUUCAGUGGAGCAUGAACACCACAGAAGCAAGCCGUUUCUGGCAGUUCAGUCGUCCACAACCGCCAGCGUUUCUCGAGGUCAAUGGUCAAGCGGAGGAUGGAACAGCUUACUUCGCGGUUUCGAAGAAUCUCGACGUUUCCUUCGAGGAAAACACCGCUUGGGAAGUUAUCGUAGACUUCGUCGCAAACAGCACGCUUUCAAACCGUCUUUCCAGCCAACAUGCACCCGUCGCCCCUUUCUUUCCCAGUCUGGCGCUCGCUGUUGACCUAGGCUCCAUAACGUCCACUUCGGAACCCGUCUCUUGGGCGCUCGGAUUCACUCGCGAUCCCGUUGUACAAGUGGCACUCCCAUCCGGGGGUACCAAGUCGCGGAGACCGUACUAUGCCAUGCAGUUCUCCGAUAUCAACGCGGCUAUCGACUCCGUCAUUAUCGACUUCCCCAACGCACUCCAGCGUGCGAUUGCUCUGGAUGCGAAGCUCAUGGAUGCCGCCAGCCAAGUUUCCCCACAGUACAGCGAUCUCGUGUCUCUGUCUGCGCGUCAGACAAUGGCAUCGUUGGACAUCACCGUGGGCGAAGACGCACAGGGGAACGUCAAUGGCUCCGACGUGCAGAUCUUCAUGAAGGACAUCAGCAUAUCGAAUACCAACUCCGCACGUGUCAACCCCGUCGACAAGAUGUACGCAGCAUUCCCCGCAUUUCAAGUCCUGAACACGUCCCUCGGCGCAGCCAUGCUAUCUCCGCUGCUGGAAGCUCAAGAAGGUAUCCGAGGACAGUCAUUCGCCUCUCCUGAUAUGGUAUCUUAUCAUGCCGCCGUCGAUACAACUGACCACGCUCUGCAUUCAGAAAGCGGAAACAUGCUGAUAAUGCUGCUGGCCCAAGCGCAAGGGACAGGCGACACGUCGCUUCUCGCGCGAUAUUACUCGCUGGAGACGCGGUGGGCGGACUACCUUGUCGACAACUCUUUAUUAUCGCAAAAUCAGGAAACGGCAGAUGCGGGGUCCGGGGCGAACAACACCAAUCUUGCGAUCAAAGGGAUCAUCGGAGUGAGGGCGAUGGCUGGGAUCAGCGCGGCUUUGGGCGAGAGUAAAGACGCCGCGAAUUACAACAACUCUGCCACUGAACUCUACAACCAAUGGCUCUCCUUGGCUCUAUCCUCGGACAAGAGCCGCAUUCUGGGGAAGUACAAUGACGAGUCCUCUUCGUCGUUGAUGUACAAUCUGUUUGCCGAUCGUUGGCUCGGAACAGGCCUGGUUUCAGAAGAUCUACUGAACGACGCAACUGCGUACUACAAGACGCUGCUCACAGGGGACUCAUCCACGCUCGGUCUAUCCCUUGACAGCACGACGGGGGCCACGAGUAGCAUCAUGUCUCAGCUCUUCUUGGCAGCCACAGUGACAGAUACGUCCGUCCGCGACCAGCUCGUAGAGAAGGUGUGGGCACGCGCCAGCCUUAACUCUUCAGAGGGACCUCUUCCGGAGAGGUAUGACAACAUCAAUGGUAACAGUGUUCUGGACGGAGUGGCAGGGUGCGUGCUCGACUUUGGUGCGCCGAUUAUCGCAAGAGACUAA
Molecule: messenger RNA, 2118 nt
Organism: Epithele typhae
Lineage: Eukaryota; Fungi; Basidiomycota; Agaricomycetes; Polyporales; Epitheliaceae
Exons: 15
Coding region: 1-2118 (705 amino acids)
Biological process (GO): carbohydrate metabolic process
Source: RefSeq, a predicted model, not a curated record